Messenger RNA from Elaeis guineensis (African oil palm), 1585 nucleotides. RefSeq names its product glutamine synthetase nodule isozyme. The record is from RefSeq and is a predicted model, not a curated record. Gene Ontology annotation, cellular component: cytoplasm. NCBI's taxonomy places the organism in Eukaryota, Viridiplantae, Streptophyta, Magnoliopsida, Arecales, Arecaceae. Gene Ontology annotation, molecular function: glutamine synthetase activity.
AGCGAUUCUAUUCAUCUCACCUGGAUUUGUUUUGGACCCGGAUUCAGUUACUCCACUUAGACUCACCGUCUAAUACGGCACCUCUCGUUCAUUAUUCCAUCUCCAUCCACACCUCUUAUUCCAAUUGCGCCGGCCUAUAUAUGGACCGAUCGACUCCCCUUUCACCAUAACAUCAUCAUCCAGUCUUCUCCAUUACUCCUUAUUCCGAAGGCCCGGCAGCCAUGUCACUGUUAGAAGAUCUCGUUAACAUCAACCUCUCCGACACCACGGAGAAAAUCAUCGCGGAGUACGUAUGGAUCGGUGGAUCUGGAAUGGAUAUGAGGAGCAAAGCAAGGACUCUUUCGGGCCCGGUAUCCGAUCCGUCCAAGUUACCCAAGUGGAACUACGAUGGAUCCAGCACUGGCCAGGCUCCAGGACACGACAGUGAAGUGAUCUUAUAUCCUCAGGCUAUUUUCAAGGAUCCAUUCAGGAGAGGCAACAAUAUUUUGGUGAUAUGCGACGCUUAUACACCGGCUGGGGAACCGAUUCCUACAAACAAGCGGUUCAAUGCGGCCAAGAUCUUCAGCCAUCCAGAUGUCGUCACUGAGGAGCCAUGGUAUGGCAUUGAACAGGAGUAUACUCUGUUUCAGAAGGAUGUUCAUUGGCCUCUUGGAUGGCCAGUUGGAGGCUACCCAGGCCCUCAGGGCCCGUACUACUGCGGUGUUGGAGCUGAUAAGGCAUUUGGCCGUGACAUUGUAGAUUCUCAUUACAAGGCAUGCCUUUAUGCUGGGAUUAACAUAAGUGGAAUAAAUGGUGAAGUUAUGCCGGGCCAGUGGGAGUUUCAAGUAGGUCCUGCUGUUGGAAUUUCUGCAGGUGAUGAGUUAUGGGUGGCCCGCUAUAUUCUUGAGAGGAUUACUGAAAUUGCGGGAGUCGUUUUGUCCCUUGACCCCAAACCUAUCCAGGGUGACUGGAAUGGUGCUGGUGCACAUACAAACUAUAGCACCAAGUCUAUGAGAAGUGAUGGUGGAAUUGACGUGAUCAAGAAGGCAAUUGAGAAGCUUGGCUUGAAGCACAAGGAACAUAUUGCUGCAUAUGGUGAGGGCAAUGAAAGAAGAUUAACAGGCCACCAUGAAACUGCUGAUAUCAACACAUUUUCAUGGGGAGUUGCACAUCGUGGUGCUUCUGUCCGUGUUGGCCGUGAAACUGAAAAGAAUGGCAAAGCUGAAGGUUUCAGCACACUUCACCCCCCACCAAACAAAAUCAAAAUGGGAGCUACACUGGCAUUUCCCUUGGUUACUUUGAAGAUAGAAGGCCAGCAUCCAACAUGGAUCCUUAUUUGGUGACCUCAAUGAUUGCUGAGACCACCAUUCUCUGGAAUCCUUGAUAGCAGGGAGACUGGCCCGCAUAUUGACUAUCUGAAGUGAUUUCUGGGGGACUCAGAUUUAUUCUGUUUGUGGACUUUGCUCAAUCGUGAUCUACUUUUAAAGGGUUGUUUUAUAAUUUAUCUCAAGAACACAGACAUUUUUUAUUCGAAACCAUGAUACAAUGACUGCUUGUCCUAUAAAUAAUCACUGGAGGAAUGCUUUAUUUUUUGGAUCUUUAUUCA